AUGCAUCUACUCAAGGUUGGCACUUGGAGAAACAACACUGCCUUUUCCUGGCUUAUCGUGUUCAGUGUUCUUUGGCUUAUUAGUCAGAACUGUUGCAGAGCAAGUGUUGUUUGGACAGCUUAUAUGAACAUAUCAUUUCAUGUUGGGAAUCAUGUGUUGUCAGAGUUGGGAGAGACUGGAGUCUUUGGAAGAAGCUCCACUUUGAAGAGGGUGGCAGGAGUUAUAGUGCCACCAGAGGGAAAAAUCCAAAAUGCAUGUAAUCCCAAUACCAUUUUCAGCCGAUCAAAGUACUCAGAGACCUGGCUUGCACUUAUUGAACGGGGAGGUUGUACUUUCACACAGAAAAUUAAAGUGGCAGCUGAGAAGGGAGCCAGUGGAGUGAUCAUCUAUAACUUUCCAGGAACUGGCAACCAGGUGUUCCCCAUGUUUCAUCAGGCAUUUGAAGAUGUCGUUGUGGUUAUGAUUGGUAACUUAAAAGGCACGGAAAUUUUCCAUUUAAUUAAGAAGGGAGUUCUCAUUACAGCCAUGGUUGAGGUGGGGAGAAAGCACAUCAUCUGGAUGAAUCACUAUUUGGUCUCUUUUGUGAUUGUCACAACUGCUACCUUAGCAUAUUUCAUCUUUUAUCACAUUCAUAGACUUUGUUUAGUGAGGAUUCAGAACCGGAGAUGGCAGCGAUUAACAACAGAUCUUCAGAAUGCAUUUGGACAACUCCAACUUCGAGUGGUAAAAGAGGGGGAUGAGGAAAUAAAUCCAAAUGGAGAUAGCUGCGUAAUUUGCUUUGAACACUAUAAGCCUAAUGACAUAGUUCGUAUUCUGACUUGUAAACAUUUUUUCCACAAGAAUUGCAUUGACCCCUGGAUUUUAUCCCAUGGGACAUGCCCCAUUUGCAAAUGUGAUAUUCUUAAAGUUUUGGGGAUUCAAGUGGAUGUUGAAAAUAGAACAGGACCUUUGCAAGUUCUGAUGUCAAGUGAACUGCCUGAAACCUUAUCACCUAGUGAAGAGGAGACAAAUAACGAAAUUUCUCCUGCAGGAACCUCAGUUAAAGUAAUCCAUGUGGAGGAGAACCCUACUUCUCAGAAUAAUGACAGCCAGCCUCAUUCAGUAGUGGAAGAUGUUUAUCCUUCACCCUGA
Molecule: messenger RNA, 1131 nt
Organism: Piliocolobus tephrosceles (Ugandan red Colobus)
Lineage: Eukaryota; Metazoa; Chordata; Mammalia; Primates; Cercopithecidae
Product: E3 ubiquitin-protein ligase RNF133
Exons: 1
Coding region: 1-1131 (376 amino acids)
Source: RefSeq, a predicted model, not a curated record